Emys orbicularis (European pond turtle) is the source of this 3483-nucleotide messenger RNA. It is a transcript of the gene TBC1D8, whose product is annotated as TBC1 domain family member 8. The transcript is spliced from 20 exons. The coding region runs from base 1 to 3483 and encodes 1160 amino acids. Lineage: Eukaryota; Metazoa; Chordata; Testudines; Emydidae. The record is from RefSeq and is a predicted model, not a curated record.
AUGUGGCUGCGGCCCGAGGAGGUGCUGCUGAAGAACGCGCUCAAGCUCUGGGUCACCCAGAAGAGCAGCGGCUACUUCGUCCUCCAGCGGCGGCGCGGACACGGGGACGGCGGGGGCCGCUUCACCGGUCGUCUGGUGGGUGCCCUGGAUGCAGUGCUAGAUUCUAACGCACGCGUUGCUCCAUUUCGAAUUUUACUUCAAGUUCCAGGAUCACCAGUUUACUCUGCCAUAGCAUGUGGUGAGUUAUUGAAUGGAUCAGAAGUUUACUGGGCCAUAGCUGCUGGUGCCACUCUAGAGGAGAUAAAUCAGCACUGGGAGUGGCUGGAGCAAAACUUACUCCAUACUUUGUCUGUUUUUGAUAAUAAAGAAGAUAUUGUUAGUUUUGUCAAAGGGAAAGUAAAGGCAUUGAUAGCAGAAGAGACCAGGAGUAAAGUAGCAGAGCAGGAGGAGGAUCCUGAGAAGUUUCGAGAGGCGCUAGUGAAAUUUGAAGCCAGAUUUAACUUCCCUGAAGCAGAGAAGUUAAUUACCUAUUAUUCAUGCUGCUGCUGGAAGGGUAAAGUUCCUCGUCAAGGCUGGCUUUAUCUGAGCAUCAAUCACCUCUGUUUUUAUUCCUUCUUCCUAGGCAAAGAAUUAAAACUCCUAGUUCCCUGGGUUGAUGUCCAGAAACUGGAAAGAACCUCCAAUGUCUUUAUGACUGAUAUCAUCCGUAUCACCACUUCAAGUAAAGAACGAGACUUCUCCAUGUUCCUUAAUAUUGAUGAGGCAUUCAGGAUAAUGGAGCAGCUGGCAGACGUAACGCUCCGAAGGCUACUAGAUAAUGAGAUCUUUGAACUGGAUCCAGGUCUCCAGGAUCCUACUCAGAUUACAAAAAGGGAUCUCGAAGCUAGAGCACAGAGUGAGUUCUUUCGGGCCUUUUUCAGACUGCCGGGGAAGGAGAAGCUACAUGAAGUUGCAGACUGUUCUCUGUGGACUCCAUUUAGUCGCUGUCACACAGCAGGAAGGAUGUAUACUUCAGACAGCUAUAUCUGUUUUGCCAGCAAAGAAAGUGGGUGUUGCAAUGUUCUCAUCCCCCUUAGAGAGGUGGUUAGUAUAGAGAAGAUGGAGGACACUAGUCUCCUUCCCAGUCCCAUCAUUAUUAGUAUAAAGAGCAAGAUGGCCUUUCAGUUCAUUGAGCUGAAGGACAGAGAGAGCUUGGUGGAGAACCUGCUUCUGAGACUAAAACAAGUCAACACCAGCAACCCAGUGCACUAUAACUGCUUGGAAAAAAAAGAAACGAACUCUCUCGUGUUUCAUUCGACAUGUGUGUUCAGUGACUGUGAGUCCCGGGAUUUGGGAAUGGUGGCUUCCCAAAGCGAAGACAAGAGUGAAGGUGAAAAGGAGAGCAAUCACUUGUUAAAUGCAGAGGCACUACGAUCAGUCUUUCACCAGUCCGGAGCUGAAGGGAGUGACUUCAGGAUGUCCAGGGAACAAAUAAAAGAAAGACUGUGGAAUGACCAUUUUGCAGAAUAUGGCAGAACUGUGUGCAUGUUUCGCACAGAGAAGAUUAGAAAACUUGUUGCAAUGGGAAUCCCAGAAUCUUUACGAGGCAAGCUCUGGCUCCUCUUUUCAGAUGCUGUGACUGAUCUUGCCUCCCAUCCUGGUUACUACGGAAAUUUAGUGGAGGCGUCAAUGGGCAAGUGUUGCAUGGCAACGGAGGAGAUUGAACGGGACCUGCAUCGCUCAUUGCCUGAGCACCCAGCCUUCCAGAAUGAAACUGGGAUAGCAGCCUUGAGGAGAGUUCUGACAGCUUAUGCACAUAGGAACCCCAAAAUAGGAUACUGCCAGUCUAUGAAUAUAUUGACCUCUGUGUUGUUGUUGUAUGCCAAAGAGGAGGAAGCUUUUUGGCUGCUGGUUGCUGUGUGUGAGAGGAUGCUGCCAGAUUACUUUAAUCACCGAGUGAUAGGUGCUCAGGUAGACCAGUCAGUCUUCGAAGAGCUUAUAAAGGAGCGACUUCCAGAACUGGCUGAACACAUGAAAGAUCUGUCCACCUUGGCUUCCAUUUCCCUUUCAUGGUUCCUUACCCUGUUCCUCAGCAUCAUGCCCCUAGAAAGUGCUGUGAAUGUCGUAGACUGCUUCUUCUACGAUGGAAUCAAAGCCAUUUUCCAGUUGGGCUUGGCUAUUCUUGAAGCCAAUGCAGCAGAACUAUGUAACAGCAAGGAUGAUGGACAUGCCUUGAUGAUUCUUAGCAGGUUUUUAGAUCACGUUCAAAAUGAGGAAAGCCCUCUACCUCCAAUCGGUAAUCACCAUGCAUUUUUUAGCGAUGAUCAGGAGCCCUGUCCAGUGACUGAAAUAGCUGACCUGAUCCGUGAUUCCUAUGAGAAAUUCGGAGACCACUCUGUGGAACAGAUAGAGCAUAUGCGCUAUAAACACAGGAUUCGUGUUCUACAAAACCAUGAGGAUACAACCAAACAAAAUGUGCUCAGAGUUGUCAUCCCAGAUGUUUCAAUUCUUCCUGAAGAUUUAGAGGAACUAUAUGACUUGUUUAAGAGAGAACAUCUAAUGAGCUGCUACUGGCAAGGGAUGAGACCUGUAAUUCUGCGACAUGACCCAAGUCGGCCUUAUGCUGAGCAGUACAGAAUAGACUCUCAGCAGUUCACUAACCUUUAUAAACUUGUCUCACCAUGGACGUGUGGGGAACACACUCAAAUUGUAGCUGAAAGAACAUUCCGACUUCUGGAUGAAAAUAUGGACCAUCUCAUCGAAUUCAAAGGAUUUGCUAGCUGUUUAGAUGUUAUGUAUAAUGGAGAAAUGAAUGAAAAGAUAAACCUGUUAUACAGGCUGCACAUCCCUCCUGCUCUCACAGAAAAUGAGAAAGACAGUCAGUCACCACUGAAGAAUCCUUUAUUGUCUACUUCGAGGCCACUAGUAUUUGGAAAAACAAAUGGUGAUACAGUAGAUUACCAGAAGCAACUGAAGCAGAUGCUUAAAGAUUUAGCCAAAGAGAAGGAUACUAAAACUGAAAAAGCAAUGCCAAAAAUGAGCCAGAGGGAAUUCAUCCAGUUCUGCAAAACCUUGUACAGCAUGUUUCAUGAAGAUCCAGAGGAAAACUCUUUAUAUCAAGCCAUUGCCACUGUGACCACUUUACUACUUCAGAUUGGAGAAGUGGGUCAAAGAAGUAGCAGCUUGGGGAGUGGAUCAGAUGAAUUUACUGAGGAUGUACAGUCUGAGGCCUCGGCCUCAGACCAGGAUACUGUUUUUACUGACACUGUGAAGACUACUCAUAAAGAGACUCCAUCUUUACCUGUGACUGAGGGGAACUGGAUUAUCUCCUUCGAACAAAUUUUAGCAUCACUUUUGACUGAACAGUCACUCGUAAAUUUCUUUGAAAAGCCUUUAGAACUGAAACCAAAACUGGAGAAUGCAAAGCUAAAUCAAUACUGUCUCAAAACAAAUGGAAUGAGUGACCAGUCACUAGCUGAACACAUGAAACUAAAUACACAGUAG